Helianthus annuus (common sunflower) is the source of this 1830-nucleotide messenger RNA. Its product is annotated as transcription factor BEE 3. Lineage: Eukaryota; Viridiplantae; Streptophyta; Magnoliopsida; Asterales; Asteraceae. The record is from RefSeq and is a predicted model, not a curated record. Gene Ontology annotation, molecular function: DNA-binding transcription factor activity; protein dimerization activity. The transcript has 7 exons. Gene Ontology annotation, cellular component: nucleus. The coding region runs from base 340 to 1398 and encodes 352 amino acids. Gene Ontology annotation, biological process: regulation of DNA-templated transcription.
UUGGCUGUCCCACUGCCCAUGGCCACUCCUUGUGUUUACAUUCGAUGGCUAUUCUUUCUCUCUCAUCUAUCCUCUUAUUUAUUCCGGCUACUUGUGUCACACUCCGGCAGGUGUCACUCUCCGGCGACAUUAUUCCUCUUCUAUAUAUUUAUACUUUCAUACCCACCCCCCUUACAUGGAAAAAAAAGUUAUAUACACACUUUGACGUACAAAAAAGGUCUUUUUACAUCAAAAAAGAAAAGCAAAAGCAUCUAGGGUUUUGAGAGGACGUGAGUUUGGCAUGUAAAACAUAGUACAAAGUACUACGAAACCUACCUAAUCCACAAUUUCUUCAUUGAAAUGAAUCCGGGAUUCAUGCAACAACAAGAAGCUUUUUUCAGUGUGAAUGAUCAUCAUCACCUUCAAGAUAUGUUUACUUUAGGUAUGGUUGAUAAAGAUUCAGCCUUGAACAUCGUGAAACCGGACCCGGAGAUGGAGGAAUGUUGGGUCGGGUUCGAUGCGGGUGCGUAUGGUGGUCAGUUGGGUUAUGGAUAUCUGAACCAAAACACAGCUUUGAAGGUGUCAAAUAUACAUGGGAAUGCAAGUUCAGUUUUAGUGUCACCUAAGAAGAGGAAAGCUGAUAAGGGUCAAACCCUACAGGUAGUUUCUGAAAAAGAAAAGAAAAUAAAAGGAUGUUGCGACAGAGAUUCUAAACUCACACGUCAAAAUAGUAACGGUAACAAUAACAGUAACGGUAACAACCACAACAAAGAAGCUUCUACGAAAGCUACAUCUAAAGAUAAACCGAAGGUUUCCGAGGACCAAAAGAAAGAUUAUAUUCAUGUUAGAGCACGCCGUGGUCAAGCCACAGACAGCCAUAGUCUAGCAGAAAGAGUAAGGAGGGAGAAAAUCAGUGAAAGAAUGAAGUACCUGCAGGAUUUGGUUCCAGGCUGCAACAAGAUCAUAGGGAAAGCUGGAAUGCUUGAUGAAAUCAUUAACUAUGUUCAGUCCCUUCAAAAACAAGUGGAGUUUCUGUCCAUGAAGCUUGCAAGUGUUAAUCCAGAGCUAGAUUUCAACAUGGAUAACACAUUCACAAAAGAGAUGUUUGAUUCCUCGACAAGCGAAUUUCCAGCACUCGCGUGCUCUUCAGCGAAUUCUGCAUAUUUUGAUCAGUUGAACUCAUUGGAUCAAGUUGUUUCAUAUCGCGGCUUAGACAUGGGAAUUAACUCAGCAGAAAUGGGAUUAAGAAGUAUUAGUUCUCCUAUUUCAAUUCCUGAAACAUUUAUGGAUUCAUCUUUUUUCAAUCAAACUGCAACAUGGGAUGCUGAUUUACAGAAUUUGUACAAAAUGGAGUUUGAACAAGGAAGAUUGAUACCAUUUCAGUCCCAUCAAUUUACAGGUUUAAAUGAUGCAAAGUAAUCUGAAGAUGACGUGAUUAGAUUUAGAGGAUUUUUUUUUUUUUUUUUUUUUUUUUGUGGCAUGGGCUAAACAAGGGCGGACUUAAGACAAAUUCAAGGUGGGCGGGCGCACCCCCGGGAAAACAAAUUUUAGUGCUAAGUUCCGUCGAAAAUCCCGUCCGCACCUCUUGGAAUUUUCCGUCCGCACCCCUUGGAAUUUUCCGUUCGCAUCUCUUGGAAUUUUAGUGAAGAAUGUUUGGCUUUUUCUUUUUAUGGUGUAUAUGUUCUUUAAAUGAUUUUUAGGGUUAUUUACAUUAUGAUUUCUAGGGGCUUGAAUAGUUAAUAUAUUAUUUAAUAUGUUAUGGAGCCAUGUUUGGGAUAUUGAUUUCAAAAAAUGAAAACCCGUAGGGUGACGUUUUAAUUAUGUUUGUAACAAGGUUUGACAUAUUUUUGA